Messenger RNA from Pongo pygmaeus (Bornean orangutan), 1968 nucleotides. RefSeq names its product RNA binding motif protein 11 (gene RBM11). The transcript is spliced from 5 exons. Gene Ontology annotation, molecular function: single-stranded RNA binding. Gene Ontology annotation, biological process: regulation of alternative mRNA splicing, via spliceosome. NCBI's taxonomy places the organism in Eukaryota, Metazoa, Chordata, Mammalia, Primates, Hominidae. Gene Ontology annotation, cellular component: nucleus. The coding region runs from base 45 to 890 and encodes 281 amino acids. The record is from RefSeq and is a predicted model, not a curated record.
GCGGGGUCUCAGCUCCUACUUCAUUCUACUGCCGAGACCGGAGGAUGUUCCCUGCCCAGGAGGAGGCCGACAGGACCGUAUUUGUGGGGAAUUUAGAGGCCCGAGUUCGGGAAGAGAUUCUGUACGAGCUGUUCCUUCAGGCGGGGCCACUAACCAAAGUGACUAUAUGCAAAGACAGAGAAGGAAAGCCAAAGUCUUUUGGAUUUGUCUGCUUUAAACACCCAGAAUCAGUGUCUUAUGCCAUAGCUUUGCUGAAUGGAAUUCGUUUAUAUGGAAGACCAAUUAACGUGCAGUAUCGAUUUGGGAGUUCUCGCUCUUCUGAACCAGCUAACCAAAGUUUUGAGAGCUAUCUUAAGAUAAAUUCACAUAACUACAGGAAUGAAGAAAUGGUGGUGGGCAGAUCUUCCUUUCCCAUGCAGUAUUUUCCAAUUAAUAAUACUUCUUUACCUCAAGAAUAUUUUCUCUUUCAGAAGAUGCAGUGGCAUGUGUAUAAUCCAGUGCUGCAGCUUCCUUACUAUGAAAUGACAGCUCCACUUCCUAAUAGUGCAUCUGUGUCUUCCUCACUGAAUCAUGUUCCAGAUCUUGAGUCUGGACCCAGCUCAUAUAAAUGGACUCACCAACAACCAAGUGACUCUGACCUUUAUCAGAUGACAGCUCCACUUCCUAAUAGUGCAUCUGUGUCUUCCUCACUGAAUCAUGUUCCAGAUCUUGAGGCUGGACCCAGCUCAUAUAAAUGGACUCACCAACAACCAAGUGACUCUGACCUUUAUCAGAUGAAUAAACGAAAGAGACAAAAGCAAACAAGUGAUAGUGAUAGUAGCACAGACAACAACAGAGGCAACGAAUGUAGCCAAAAGUUCCGAAAGUCUAAGAAGAAGAAAAGAUACUAGUAUUACCUACAAAUGAAACUUACCUACACUGAUCUUAGUUCUCUUAUGAAAAAAAUAAGAUGUUAUUCCAUCAAAUAACCAAUGUCAUGGCUAUCUUGUCUUUUGAAAUAUAUAGUAAUAAGACUUAUCUCUGGUUUGCUGUUCAGUUUUUGCCUUGAACGACAAAAGCUUUCUAAAAAUAAUAUAAUGUACCACUUUUUGUAUUUGUCAUGAUAUUUUUGACCCAUUGGCAAUAAAUAGACUAUUGUCAUUUUAUUAGUACCAAUGAUGAAAUUUCACCAAACUAUUAAUCAAAAGUCACUUAUUGAACACAUUGAUAAAGCAUCAUGUUCCCUUUGAUUAUCCGCUGUAACCAACACUCAACUACAAAUAGGCUGGGAUUAAAUGUGGAGUGGUGGAUUUCCUGAAAGAAAGUAGUGCAGAUAUUUAAGGAUUGCAUAUUAUUCCUAAUGAGGAUGUAAUAAACAGGCAUUAGUACCCCUUUCUUGUAGUACCUAAAUAUGUUGUUUCUGAGCCAUAUUCUUCUUCAGGUUUAUUUUAUAAAGUGAGGACAUAUGAUAAUGAUACCAAAGGAAAGAUAAUGAUCAUGAAACCAACUUUUGGAUCAUUCCCUUUUUAUACAAUUGUGUAUUUAUAGGGAUACCUGCCUCUUCUCACAUAUUAAUUGUAUGUCAUUAAAAUCAGUUGGCUAUGUCAGUGUGUAUUAUUCACCUCUUUCGCUAGCAAGGUUUGAGAUGAUAUAUUAACAUUUAAAUAGUGAAAAUGAGCAAGUAAAUAGAAUAAUAUUAAUGUAUGAUAUGUAAUACUUAUUGUCUAAAUCAAGUUUCCUAUUUUUGGCUAAUUUAUUUUAGAAGAAAAGUAAAAUUCAUUAUUUGGGCAUUUUUGUUUAUAGCUCAUUACAAACUAGAGUGAUGAAUAUAUAUAUUUACUAAAGCUAAUUGAAAGAGUCAUGCAACUCAAUUGGGAAUUAACCACUCAAUUCAAUAGUAAAAGCCAUGCUUGGAUGUUUCUUUUGCAUGUUGCCUAGCAUUUUAUAGAUAUUUAUUAUUUAAAAAAAUAAAGAUAUGUUUUUAAUGAA